UUUUUUUUUUAAUUUUAUUUUUAGUUUUUUGUUUACUUUGGUUUCUGAAUGGCAACGCUUGCAAAGGCAGUGGCGCCGUUCUGGGCAGAGGCCGCCGGGUCGCGGUCGCACACAGAGGGCUUGCCAGCAUUGGACGACACGCAGUGCGACAGCGAGCGCUUCCUCGAGUGGCAGAAGACCCACUUUGGCGACGGGAAGGGCGGUGCCCCGUCCGCUCAGGGCUCGAACGGCACGGUGCUGGUCGGCCCAAAGACGCUCGACCAGGUUGCGGUUGUCUCGCAAAUCCAGCUCAGCACAGGCGGCUAUGAGGGCCUUCUCCGCACAGCCAAGGGCUACACGCUAAACCGAGUCGAGGCGAGCGCAGUCAGCAACCCGUGGUACCGCCGCUGGUUUGGCCUCGGCCCGGCUCCGUUGGCAGUGACAAACGCACUCUUCCCGCAGACUGCAAACCUCAGCUUGCUGCCGCCUGUGGGCCAGGGCCUGGCAGAGGCACUCGUCAAGCUCGACGAGACACAAGUGCACCGCACGUUCAAGUUUGGCGUGCUGUACCGCGCCGAGGGCCAAACAACAGAAGAGGAAAUGUUCAACAACGACAAUGGCUCGCCAGCGUACGACGAGUUCCUCGGCUUGCUGGGCGACCGCAUCACACUGAACGGCUGGAAGCGCUUCCGCGGCGAUCUCGAUGUUAAGACAGACACCACUGGUCGCGAGUCGGUGUUUACCGAGUGGCGAGGCUACCAGAUCAUGUUCCAUGUUGCGACGCUGCUCCCAAAGAUGAAGAACGACCGACAGCAAGUCGAGCGCAAGCGACACUUGGGCAACGACAUUGUGAUUAUUGUCUUCCAGGACACCAAGCAGCCCUACUCGUCCGACACUGUUGUCUCGCACCAAAACCACGUUGUCGUUGUGGUCUCCCCCGAGAACGACCAAUUCUACCACGUUGAGGUGCUCGCCAAGAACGGCGUCACGCCCUUCCGUCCCGAGCUGCCCAGCACCUUCCUCAUUCCACGCUCUGCUGCCUCCAAGGACUACUUGCUCAACAAGCUUGUCAACGGCGAGCGCGCAAGCUACGGUGCCGAAGGCUUUGAGUCGCGCGUCCAACGCGUGCGCGAGUCGCUCAUCAAAAACCUCGUAACGAGCUUUCUAGCUUAAGCCGCCUUCUGAAUCAGGUUGCGUUAAGCUUUUUUUUCUUCUCGUUGUGGUUUGCAAACAAAAAACAAAAAGAGAUGGAUUAGAGAUUGUGCUUUCUUUUGGCACGUUUCUUCGUUCUGGUCGCUUUCACUUGUAUUUCAAAUUGCUGGUGCUUUUUCUCCCGCGUCUCCUCCUUUUUGAUUGGUUUUUUUCCUGUCUUGGUGCUUAUCGAUUAUUGAAAGAUUUCGACAUUAUGCCACGCAGCUGAAGGGGUGGGUGGGAGCUUGAAAAGAACUGGAACUGGAUUUCCUGCGUCUUGUUCGGCUUCUUCCACCUCAACGCGUUUGCUGUGGUUGCUGGCAUGGUAGUCCCAUGCCUUUUGUGUGUUUGUGUGUGUUUGUGUGUGUGUGUGUGUGUGUGUGUGUGUGUGUGU
Messenger RNA from Capsaspora owczarzaki ATCC 30864, 1564 nucleotides. RefSeq lists its product as hypothetical. The transcript has 2 exons. Gene Ontology annotation, biological process: regulation of small GTPase mediated signal transduction. Gene Ontology annotation, molecular function: GTPase activator activity. The record is from RefSeq and is a predicted model, not a curated record. NCBI's taxonomy places the organism in Eukaryota, Filasterea, Ministeriida, Capsasporidae. The coding region runs from base 49 to 1152 and encodes 367 amino acids.